Molecule: messenger RNA, 597 nt
Organism: Mesorhabditis belari
Lineage: Eukaryota; Metazoa; Nematoda; Chromadorea; Rhabditida; Rhabditidae
Source: the annotation of a GenBank genome assembly
AUGUUCGAGCAAUCCGGUUGUGAACGCGAUCAACCGCAUCUGUGCUUAACCGAUUUUGUCGCACCACUCGAUGGGGGUAAACCCAAGGACUACAUUGGGAUGUUCGCAUGCACAGCCGGGUUGGGUGCCGAGGCAUUGUGUGCAAAGUUCGAGGCGGAAAGUGAUGACUACAACAGUAUCAUGGUUAAGGCUUUAGCCGAUCGUUGCGCCGAGGCGUUGGCUGAGUGUUUGCACAGGCGGAUCCGGGUCGAGUUGUGGGGUUACAGCAAAGAGGAAACUCUAUCGCAUGAUGAUAUCCUUUCGAUCAAAUAUCGUGGAAUUCGACCAGCACCCGGAUAUCCAACACAACCGUAUUUAAAACGUAUUCUCUGGCGACUCCUUGGCGAGUGUAAAGAGGCGCAAAUCGGGUUGACGGAUUCUCUUGCAAUGACCCCAGCAGCUUCAGUCUCUGCUUUGUGUUUCUCUCAUUCAAACAGCCAAUAUUUCGCCGUCGGCAAGAUCAAUAAGGAUCAGGUAGAGGACUACUCGUCCCGGAAGAAUCAAAGCAUUGAGGAGACUGAGCGUUGGUUGGCACCGAUUCUUGGAUAUGAAAAUGAU